This is a messenger RNA of Cajanus cajan (pigeon pea), 1344 nucleotides long. RefSeq names its product putative F-box protein At4g22030. Lineage: Eukaryota; Viridiplantae; Streptophyta; Magnoliopsida; Fabales; Fabaceae. The record is from RefSeq and is a predicted model, not a curated record.
CUUUAUGUCCUAAUAAACAAACACAAAAUUACUUUGAUGGCUUCCAUAACCUCAACUCUACUUUCUUCUUCUUCUUUUUCUAAAGUAAAUGCCGCAAUCCACCUCCCAAAGCUCCCAAGAGUAAAUGUCUCAAUGCCAAAAAUACCAACCACUGCCAGAAAGCUGAAUGAGGGGUUAACGUUCACAGACUCAGUCCCAUUAUUUGAGAAUAAUGCCACCACCAUCACUCAGUUACACAACGAUGUAUCCAACCCUACAACCUCCGUAACCACCAUGCAACUUUACGCUAUCCUAGAGGCUGUAGCUGACAGAGUUGAAAUGCACAAAAACAUUGCCGAACAAAGAAACAACUGGAACACCCUACUCUUGAACAACAUAAACAUGAUUACUCUGACUGCUGCCACAUUGGCUGGUGUUGCUGCGGCCACAAGUGGUGCAGGGGUAACACUUUUGGCUCUCAAGCUAUCUUCCACUCUCUUGUUUUCUGCUGCCACUGGAAUGUCACUUAUUAUGAACAAGAUCCAGCCCUCACAACUUGCUGAGGAGCAACGCAAUGCUACGAGGUUGUUCAAACAGCUUCAGACACAAAUCAAAACCAUGAUCACGCUUGGAAAUCCAACGGAAGAAGAUGUGAAGGGUUCAAUGGAGAAGGUGUUGGCCCUUGACAGAGCUUAUCCACUUCCCUUGUUGGGAGCCAUGCUUGACAAGUUUCCUUCAAAAUUUGAACCUGCUGUUUGGUGGCCUUCAUCACAGUUCCAAAGGAAAAACAAAACCCUAGAAGAAAAUGCGAAGAGCAAGAGAAAAAACGGAUGGAGUGAAGAGCUAGAAAUGGAGUUGAGGGAGGUUGUUGAAGUGGUGAAGAGAAAAGACUUUGAGGACUAUGAGAGGCUGGGGAACAUAGCGUUGAAGAUCAACAAGAGUUUGGCCAUAGCAGGUCCUUUACUCACUGGCAUUGCAGCAAUAGGGUCUGCAUUUGUGGGAAAUGAUUCACUUGGAGCUAUAGUGGCACUUAUGGCUGGGUCACUGGCUUCUGCAAUCAAUGCUUUUGAGCACGGUGGGCAAGUGGGUAUGGUGUUUGAAAUGUACAGAUUUUGCGGCGGAUUCUUCCAACUGUUGGAGGAGACAAUAGAAGCUGAGGUAGAAGAGAAAGAGUUUGAGAGAAGACAAGAAGGGGAACUCUUGGAGAUGAAGGUGGCUUUGUUGUUGGGGAGAAGUGUGUCACAGCUCAGAGAAUUCGCCACAAAAUCAGCUUCUUGUCGGCCAGACGGAAUUCUCGUCGAUGAAUUCGCCAGCAAACUCUUCUAAGCUAUAACGUAUAACCUUAAUUCCUUGACUUUAUUUUUU